This is a messenger RNA of Mycotypha africana, 1191 nucleotides long. RefSeq lists its product as uncharacterized. The record is from RefSeq and is a predicted model, not a curated record. Bases 313 to 1179 code for a protein of 288 amino acids. The transcript is spliced from 2 exons. Lineage: Eukaryota; Fungi; Mucoromycota; Mucoromycetes; Mucorales; Mycotyphaceae.
CAAAAUGCGACACUUCUUUUUUUCAAAAAAAGCGAUAUAAUAAAUUACGUAGUGCGACGUUGGAAGGAGUCUUUAUACCUUUUGUUCGCUCAAAAAGGUAAUUCUUCUGCAGGCCAUUGGUAAAGUAUAAAAGCAUGCUUGGAAAUUAUGUGAACCGCCAACAGUUUUGGUAAGAUUACGAUCCCAUUCCUUUGCCUAGAAACUUAAACUUCAACAAAGAAUUCGAGUUAGAUACACAUAUUUAUUUUAUAUUUUACAGCAACAGAAUAUAACUUUGGUUUUCGUAAAUAAAUACAUAUCAACAACGAACAAAUGCAUCGCACAGAAUCCUCCUGCCGUCAAUCCAUUCCUAUUGAACAAUUUCUAACGCCUCCAGAGCAUAAUGUUAAUCAUGAUUUCUCCUUUUCAUCCAUUUCAUUUACUUCAUCAAAUUGCCAUUCUACACUCGCGAGGGAUUCGGCUGACCACCCCAUAAGAAGCCCAUACUUUGCAUUCAGCCGAACAAUAGUUAAUAACCCACAAGCAUCUAAACAUUGUACUCAGUCUCUAUCCGAUCAAUACUUCACUACUACAAUCACAAAUAAACAAGAUAAGAAAGUAAAUAACGAGAAAGUCGACCAUGAAGGAGAUUAUGACCAUGAAGAUGAUGAUCAAGAAGAAGACGACAAUGAAAAAGACGACGAUGAAGAUUACGAGGGAGAAGAAGACGAUGAUGACGAAGACGAAUUGAACGCACCGUCUUAUGAAACCAUUUUAUUUUACGAAAUCUUGAAAGAAUUUCCAGAUCUUGCCUCAUUUAUACGCCAUGAAGACUUUAAUACUUUUUCUCAAAUAUGGUUAGAGCUACAACGACAAAAAGACCUUGCUCGUUAUCCAGCAAAUCGAUCUGCUGUUCAGGCUUGGUUGAAGUACACAGCGCUUCAAAUUCAUGCUAAACUGGUUACACUCGUUAAGAACAAUCCCGGAAAUAAAGAUCAAAACUCGGAAGCACGUCGUAUGUUUUCUGCUUGGAGACGAUUAAAAGAUCGAGUAGAAGUUACUCACCAAAUCUUUCAAAUAAUCGAAGAUCGACGUAUUUUAUAUAAUCAAACGCCCAAACAAGCCGUCGUUGACUUACGGCAGGCAGCUGCACAAUUAAAUCGAGGUGGUUUACGAGAUGUAUCAAAAAUAUACCUAUAGAAUUUCCUGCAA